Messenger RNA from Lodderomyces jiufengensis, 801 nucleotides. RefSeq lists its product as uncharacterized. Lineage: Eukaryota; Fungi; Ascomycota; Pichiomycetes; Serinales; Debaryomycetaceae. The transcript has a single exon. The record is from RefSeq and is a predicted model, not a curated record. Bases 1 to 801 code for a protein of 266 amino acids.
AUGUCUUCAAUUACAGUAGAUGAUGAUAAUUAUUGGCAUCCUAUAAAUUACUCAAUAAAUAAUAAAGAUAAAAAUAAUGAAACUAAGACUGAAUCAGUUAUUGAUAGACAUAGUGAGAAGCAUAAUAUUCAAAAUAAGUUGAUGAUUUCAAAGUCUAUCAAAUUAAAAGAAUUGAAAUUAAUUCCUCAACCUUUACCUGCAUUACAUCAUCAUAAUUUUGAUAUCUUCACCACAAGCAAUCCUAACUUUUCCGAUUUAAAAGAUUUAGAAUCACAAUAUCAAUAUUUAGAAUCAUUAGCUAUAAAAGUUGUAGAGAAUAUAUGUAUAGUAAUCAAACAUUCAUGGAAAUAUAAUAAAGAAUUACAUGGAGAAUAUGCUCAACAAUUUUUAGUAUUAUUUAAAUCGAUAUUUUCAAAUAUAAAGCCAAUAAGUUGUUCACCACAAAUCAAAUCGGUAUUAGUGAAAAUAUACGACGAUUUAUAUUUCAACAAAUUUAUACAAAAUCAAAUCAACGAUUUAUUCUUAGGAUUAGAUAAUUCAAAUUUAAGAUUAUUAAUAUUGGGGUUUUUAAUUGAAGAAUAUCAUUAUAUUCUACCUGAAUUUGAAUUUGUUUUGGGUAUAUGCAGUUUAGGUUUAGAACUAUUAAGAAUUAAAUUAUUUGAAGAUCAUCAUAAAAGAAUUGUUAAUUACGAUUAUUAUUCUAAUUACAAUUUAAAUUUGAAAGAUAAAUUUAAAAAUAAAGAUUGGAAACAACCUAUAAAAAUUGUUAGAUUUACAAAAAUUACGAACACUAAUAAGUAA